AUGCCCCCAGCCCACCUGGCUCUUGGAAUGGGGCCCCACACAGAUCAAUGCCUCAUUGGGGUCCUCAUGGAUAACAAUGUUGAUGGUCUACAACUAAGGCACGAGGGUAAAUGGGUCACUGUUCCACAUGUGCCUGCCGCCCUCGUGGUUUUCCUAGGUAAGUCCAUGGAAAGGGCAAGUGAUGGGAGGUACAAGGCUGCAGAACACCAAGUAGUGCCUGACCAUAGCUAUCAAGAAGUUCUCCGCCACCAAAGUCGCCUUGCCAAUGAUGAGAUCAUUCACCUCUGGCCCUCGGAACCCUUCAACUAUAGGGAUGUGGCCAAAGCAUUCUUGGAGGCAACCUGGCAACUAGCUACGAGGUUGGAAAGGGCCAUUUAUGAAAGUUUAGGCAAAGACGAGUAUGUAGAAGGCAUGAUAAGAGAAGGGUUUCAAUACAUGUUAUGCAACUAUUACCCGUCAUGCCCCCGGCCCCACCUGGCACUUGGAAUGGGGCCCCACACAGAUCAAUGCCUCCUCAAGGUCCUUAUGGAUAACAAUGUUCAUGGUCUACAACUAAGGCACGAGGGUAAAUGGGUCAUUGUUCCACAUGUGGCUGCCGCCCUAGUGGUUUUCCUAGGUAAUUCCAUGAAAAGGGUAAGUGAAGGGAGGUACAAGGCUGCAGAGCACCAAGUAGUGGUAAAUGAGAAAACAACUCAAAUUUCAUUGGCAGUUGGCAAUGGGCCUGAGAUCAGAGGUUUUGACACUAUGGUUCAUAUUUAG
Molecule: messenger RNA, 759 nt
Organism: Phoenix dactylifera (date palm)
Lineage: Eukaryota; Viridiplantae; Streptophyta; Magnoliopsida; Arecales; Arecaceae
Source: RefSeq, a predicted model, not a curated record